Dimorphilus gyrociliatus is the source of this 9253-nucleotide messenger RNA. The record is from the annotation of a GenBank genome assembly. NCBI's taxonomy places the organism in Eukaryota, Metazoa, Annelida, Polychaeta, Dinophilidae.
GAUUAACUUCAAGUGAUGCACAGAUAAAGUUUAAGCUAAGAGUUUAGUCGUUUGAAGUUUGAAGAACUGAAAAUGAAAAAUAUUUUUUGCAGUUGUUUUGUGAUUUUUAUACUUUUUGAAAAAUAUAUAAAUUGCUCUUUUCCAAAUAUUAACGGUGGUUUAAUUAAUAUAGCAAGUAAUUCAAAUUGUACGGCAACAACUACUUUUCUCUUGUCGUCUAACCUGGAAAGAUACUAUUGCAAAAAUGCUUUAAAACCUUUUUGGCAAGAAUUAAUGGGAUGGGCCUCGAAUUGUACAGAUAAGAGUUCGUGCAAUCAGCAAUCUUUGACGAUUUAUUUCGAAAAGACGUACGAUGUUUUAGAGAUAUGUUUGUGGCAAAGAUUUCAGUUUGCUUUAAAAGUAGUUAAAGAAGUUGAGAUAACUUUCAGUAAUAACUCAUCGUUUAAUGUAAAUUUGGAUAAUGAUUUCCUAGGAAAGUGCUUUCUAGUACCAGACAAAAGAGGAAUGAUGUCCAAUUCUAUGAAAGUAUCAAUAAAAGAUACUUUUUUAAAUGGAACAAACGGAUUUAGAAGUAUAAUGAUAUAUGCUUACGAUGAUCAGAAAAACCUAAACGAUACUGAUCAUGUUUAUUUCCACAAUAUGGCAUCAUCUUAUUCUGGAAGUAAUUGCUCAAGUAAUAAAAAAUCAUUGAAUAAUGAUUAUAACUGCUUGGAACUUUUGGAUUAUAGCAAGUCGACUGAAUGGAAAAUUAACUGCUCAGCUUUAGAAUGUAUUAAUUCUACACUUAAUAUUAGCUUUUAUACCACUCAGAUUCCUAAGCUAUUUUGCUUUAGUCAUAGAUAUGACAUUAAUUCAUUUACUAAAGAUUGGAGCCUUUUAUGGGGUUCUGGUUUUGUUCAAGAAGUCACAUUACCAAUGAAUUUUGAACAGCAUUGCUUUAAAUACAAAGGAAAUUCAAAAGAAAGUUCAGUGAACCUUGUUCUAAAGUCAGUAAGGACAAAUAAUACGGCAGUUGUCGGAUUACUUUCGUUUUCCGUUUUGACUCAUAUUAAACCAGAGAAAGAAUUUGAAAUUCAGAAGGGAUCAAAUGAAAAGGCUCUUUAUUAUCUUCCUAUGUCUGUAAGUAAUGGUGAACAUACUUUUUCCUUUGGUGUAUAUGGUCAAAGUAAAGGAAAUAGAUCACAAUGCGGAGGAAUUACUUUAGAGUUUAGAAACCAUAGCUCAUCAUUAUUUAAACUCUCAAUAGAUCUUUACUGGAAUUCAACAACAACAGCGACAAGUCUAUUUAAUGUUUUAAAGAACAUAACAACGAUUGUGUAUAACUCGAACAAUAAUUCGUAUUUAGAGUGUAAAGAAUGGAGAAAAUUUUGGAUCUUGGUUAAAAAUAACACUAUACAAUUUGGUAGCAAUAUGGAAAGUGUUAAUAAUUCUAUACUAGAGAUGAAUAAUGUGUCCUUUUCUAAAUAUACGAACAUCGCUUUUUAUAACGAAGAUUAUGGAGCAGUUAAUAGAAUUAAAUUCUAUAGAAAAAACGAAGUAAAAAAAGGUUCGGCUGAAAAACAAUGUUAUACUUGUAGCACAUCCGAUGGAAUACAAUGUUCCAAGGUCAGCAAUUCAACACAGAAGGAAAGUUGUGUUGCUCCGGGCCAUAAAUGUGUUAGUAUUGCAAUAACCCUGCCCAACAACUCAAAUCAAUUACAAGGCUAUUAUCGCGAUUGUUUAUCUGUCUCUCAAGUGACUAGUAUGCCAAAUGGCUGUUUCAACAAUGGCGACUUUAAUUCAAAAUUAACAGCUUCGGGGAUAUCUAUUCCGAAUAUUGAUGCCAAUAAUGUCAAGGGAUGCGUUACUCAAUGCAAUCCAUCAGACGUAGUUUGUAAUAAUUAUAUAGCUUCCCACUUGGGAAAUGCUUGCACACAAGACGAUCACUGCCCCGGAAAUUUUGAAAAGUGUUCAACGUCAACUUGCGAUUGUGAUGUUGGCUAUACUAAAAAUGGAGAUGUGUGCGAAGCAGUAAACUCUGCCUCAAAUGAAACGACCACAGCUGUGGUAAAUGUUACGACGUUCACCACUUUAUCCAACUCUAGUAAUAACCAAAACACAACGAUGACGUCAACUGUUGGACUGAACACCCCCUCAAAUUCAACUGUAACAACUCAAACUAUGUUAGUUAACUCGACGAAUUCGACUUCAUCAAGCUCCCAAUCAACUAAAACUAUGGAGACUCAGACUAGUCAAGCAAUAACUGGUACAUCCAACACUGCAACGCAAUCAGGGUCUACAAUUUCAGGGACUGGCACUACAAUGACUGAAAGUGCAGGGACUGGAACUACAAUGACUGAAACUAUAGGGACUGGAACUACAAUGACUGAAACUAUAGGGACUGGAACUACAAUGACUGAAACUGUAGGUACUAUGACGACUCCUACAGUCGGUUCAGGUUCAACUGGAACUACUCCAACAAUGAGAACUUCAUCCCUAGGGAUAGGGGAAAAUCAGUCAACAACUACCGUAUCGUACCAAUCAACUGCCUCACCAAGCACAAUAACUGAGCAAAUUACGACAAAAAAGAUUGAAACAACUACAACAGCAUUACCAACAACAACGAAAAGUGAAACAACUAUCGCUACGACAACAGCAGCAAAUACUGCUACUUGGUCAGAUUGGAACUCUUGGUCUUCAUGCUUAGCUAACUGUGGUGUUUGCGAAAAAACAAGAGUAAGACAAUGUCGGGAGUCUUCUUUCACUGUUGCCAAUUCAAGGUGUGAUGGAAAUGCUACCGAGUCUAGUAGUACAGACUUAGGUAAAUGUACAAUACCAACAAGUCCAUGUACAGCGUCUCCUUGUGGAACUGGAUCAACGAAAUGUACAGCCUCUUCCGACUUCUCUUCCUAUACGUGCACUUGUAAAAGUGGUUAUUCAAAUGCAGGGAAAAAUACUCCAUGUCAGAACAUAAAUGAAUGUAGUCUAAAUAAUAAUGAUUGUACUAAGCCUGGCGCCUUACUAUGCGCCGAUUCUGAAGGAACCUACGACUGCACAUGCAAAAAUGGCUAUAUUAAAAAUUUACAAGAAGUCCGAUCUUGUAUAGAUGUUAAUGAAUGUACAAGUAAUACACAUAAUUGCGAUUCGUCCGAUAGAGCAGCCUGUACAAACAAUGGUGGCAGCUUUUCAUGUAGUUGUAUAUCUGGGUUCAUUGGUUCUGGUCUCCUUGGAACAUGCAAAAGAACAACAACUGUUGAUCUUGUCUUUACAUCAAUGAAUUUAUUAAGCGGUUCCAAGAGUUCAUUUCAAUUCGCUCCUUUCAGUAUACCUCUGGCAGAUGGUUUAUAUAGAGCAUAUUACAUAACAAGAAAUGGCUUGAUCAUUUUUCUUAAUUUAAUGCCGUCAGAUUCCGUUGAUAGUCAGGAGUAUCUAAAGGAUUUUUUGAAUCCUACCGAUUUACCUUUUAGUCGUUAUACCUUUCCAAAUUCCAAGUGGCCUCAUAGAGCUAUAAUAGCCCCUUAUUGGGCUGCAAAUAAAUUGUCUAGUACAAAUGCUGCCGAAGGUAAAGGUGUUUUUUAUCAAGAAUAUUCAACAGGAAGCUCUGUUAUUUCAACCUUGCAAACAACUAUUAGAAAUUCAGUUUCUGGUGCGAGCAGUUUUACUGCCAAGUGGUGUCUAGUUGUUCACUGGGGAAAAGUUGAAUAUCCGGGAAAAACCAGUUUAACAAACACUUUUCAAUGCGUCAUUUGUACAGAUUACAAAAACACUCACUCGGUUUUUCUUUAUCCUGAUAGAGAAAUGAAUUGGGUUGUUCCAAUUACAACAGCCAAUUUACAAAUAAGAAGCGGAUAUUCGAUUAAAAAAUUGGAUAAUUCUUACAUUUCCGAAGAAUAUUCGGGCUCCUACGCACCGGCAAAUGAUCAGAACUUGAUAAAGUCUCUUGCUGAUAUCUACGAAUAUCUCAAAGAUGGCACUAAAUCUGCUUUAAAUGGGGGAAAGCACGGAUAUUCUUUCAGUUCUAAUCCAUCAUCUUUUGAAAAUCCUACUCUAAAAUGUAGUCAAUGGAUAACAGCAGACAUAGCAGCUGCUGGAACCUUUCUAGAUAAAGCAUACAAUUGUCCUUGCGCUAAAAGUCAAUUAACAGAAUUUUGGAAGAAAGUUACAGGAACUUCUUGCUAUGAAUCGAGGAAUCCUGAUUCCAGCGAUGAUCAGGAAGUAACACCAAGAUGUUGCUAUAAUAAUGACGGAACGUUCAUUCAAGGAAACAAUGCUGUAUCAAUCAUAAAGAAUCAUCUUAGGAGAUAUGGUGUAAAUACGACAAGAAAAUAUGCUGAUGAUAUUGAAGCAUACACAACGUGCUGUACAGAAGACCAAUCAAAGCAACUCUGUUCAUCAUAUUUAGCAAGAAGGCCACCUUCUUCCUGUGAAAACUUCGUGGCUGCAAAAACUAGCACAAGUUAUGGUGAUCCUCAUAUUAUAACAUUGGAUAACGCUAAUUAUACCUUUAACGGUUUGGGUGAAUAUGAUUUGGUGAUAGCAAAUUUUUCAGGCUUUGCCUUUAUGCUACAAGGAAGAACUGAAACCAUUCAAACUGUUAAUAGCGAUACUUCAAAAGCUACGAUAUUUUCAUCUAUUGCAGCAAAACAAACAGACUCUAGCAAAAUAGAAUUUAGGUUAAAUUCAACAAAAACAGGUAUCGAAAUUAUCAAAGAUGGAGAAUUAAUCAGUGACGAAUCUACUAUAAGAUCCGAUUCUGGUCAAGAUUUUACUAAAGUAUCAGUUAAGAUAACAAAUGAUGUUUAUACUAUGGCUUUCUAUUCAGAAAUUGUUAUUAGAGCUAGUGUUAUUCAACAGAUAUUAGCUCUUUCUGUUUUAGCUCCACCUUCAUUGAAAGGUAAACUUACUGGUAUUUUUGGCAAUUAUAACGAUGACGAGAAUGAUGACUUUUUCUAUCGAAACGGAACUUCUGUCAGCAGAGACUCUACGGAAGAGGCUCUCUUUCAUAUGGGUCAAACUUGGUUAAUUGAUGAAUCAUCAUCGUUGUUCACUUAUCCAUCGGGGAAAUCUGCAGCAGAUUAUAGAAAUACAUCUUUCAUACCCAUUUUUUUGGAUAAUUUAUCCGCUAACUGUGCCUUUUACGAUCUAGCCAAGGACACUUGUGGUGGCGAUAGAGGCUGUAUGGCAGAUAUUUGUUUAACAGGAAACAAAGAAAUUGGGGCUAGUACAGCAGAGAAGAAAAAAUCUUUUGAAGAAGAGAAGAAGAAGCUGCAAAAUUAUCCUCCAACUUUUGGCAAUGAUACAAUCAGUGUAAGGAUAACAAAAGGUCAAACUUUAACCCAGCAGAUUACAGCUACUGAUAGAAAUGGUGAUUCUAUUACUUAUGAAAUAGAAACUCCUAUACCAACUGGAGCAAGUAUUAGUUCCACUGGUGUUCUAACAUGGAACGUCCCAUCAACUAAAACAACUUUUUCACUUAGCAUAAGCGCUAGAGAUUCUAGUGGUGCAAAGACUAUCGUUCAAAUUUCAGUCCAACACUGCCUGUGUGAAAAUUUAGCAACAUGUAACUGGGUUGAUGGAAGCGAUAACUAUAUACAAGUUGGUUGUAUAUGUAAAACAGGAUGGGAAGGAUCCUUAUGUGAAACUGACAUCGAUGCAUGCGCAGAUACACCUUGCUUUACUCAAUGUACAGAUAAAACACCGUCAGAAAUAAGUAGCCCAAGUGAUGAUGGCUACACAUGUCUAGCUUGUCCUUCAGGCAUGAUAGGAAAUGGUAAAACUUGCACAGAUUUGGAUGAGUGUCAAACGAAUAAUGGAGGUUGUCAACACAAGUGCGAAAAUAUACCAGGCUCCUUCACAUGCAUGUGUAACAGUGGUUAUGUUGCGAGUGGAAAAACUUGCAUAAAUGAAAAUGAGUGCACUCUAAAUACGCAUAAUUGUCAUUCAAAUGCUCAAUGCGAAGAUACAGCUGGUAGUUUUAAUUGUACUUGUAAAUCAGGCUAUUCGGGAAGUGGAACGAGCUGCGUUGACAUAAACGAGUGUACUUCCGGUGCAAGUAAAUGUGAUGUAACAUCAACGACAUGCGAGAAUUUAAGUGGAAGUUACAAAUGUGUUUGUAAAGGAGGUUAUAGAACGAACACAACGGAUUCAUUUAGAUGUGUUGAAAUCGAUGAAUGCCAAGGAAAUCAUGCUUGCCAACAAAAAUGUAUCGACGGUCUGGGUACAUAUUCCUGCGGUUGUUACGAUGGAUAUGACAUUUCACAAUCUGAUGUUAAGGCCUGCGUUGCAAAAACAGAAUGUUCAACUGCUGAAAAGGGUGAUUGCGUUGGCGGUAUGUGUGCAAAGGUAAACGGAGUUGCAAAAUGUACAUGCCCUCCUAAAAAAGUUUUAAGCCAAAAAGAGUGUGUUGAUGAAGAUGAGUGUACAAGUGCUGCUAAACACAUUUGUGAUUUAUCAACUUCAAUGUGUGUUAAUAAAGAUCCAGGAUAUGAGUGCAAAUGUAAUACUGGCUAUGAAUUAGAUAAAGAUGGAUUUACAUGUAUUGAUAAAGAUGAAUGUGCAGAUGGUUCUUCUGGAUGCGACUCUUCAAAUGGAAUAUGCACAAAUUCUAAAGGCUCUUUCCAAUGCAGUUGCAAAAGUGGAUACCAAUUGAGCUCGGGUGGUAAAAAUUGCACAGAUAUUGAUGAAUGUUUACAAAGACCUUGCGAUGCUAAUUAUGGAGUUUGUAACAAUACAAUUGGGUCUUUUAUUUGUACAUGUAUGUCAGGCUUUACUGGAAAUGGAUUUAUAUGCAGUGAUCUGAAUGAAUGCGCUGCUAGUGACAAAGGAGGAUGUUAUCACCAAUGCGAAAAUACCAUUGGUUCUUUCGAGUGUAAAUGCUCAACUGGUUACGAAUUGAAUGCUAAUGGAAAGAAGUGUGAUGAUAUAGAUGAAUGCAAAGUUCAAUCUCUAAAUGGCUGCUAUAACAAUAAUUGUACAAAUACUGUUGGAUCGUUCAUAUGCAGUUGCCCUUCCGGUUUCCGCUUAAAGAGCGAUAGGAAAACGUGUGAAUCCAUAUUCACUUGCCCUUCUAACAAUACAUGUUCUCAUAGUUGUGCCAUGAUAAAUGGUGUAACGUUAACGUGUUUGUGUCCUAAUGGAUACGAAAUCAGCAGUGCAAACUCCAGCCAAUGCGUUGAUACAGAUGAAUGUACAUCUGAGGGUUCUACGUUAUGCCCAUCGAGUAAAAAUGUUAAGUGUGUAAAUACAGUUGGAUCCUACGAAUGUCAAUGUCUUAAUAGCUUUUAUAAGAAAGUUGAAUCGGCAAGAUGUAUAGACAAAGAUGAAUGUUCAGAUGGAACUGGAACUUGUAGCGAUCCGAAAUCAACGUGCUUAAAUCAAGUGGGCCAAAGCUAUAAAUGUGUCUGUCCCACACCUAUUUAUCAAUUGAAUGUCAAUUCAAGUGGAAGCUGUGUGGAUGUAAAUGAAUGCAGUUCAGGAACGGCUAAAUGUGAUAAAACUAAUGGAUUAUGUACAAAUACGGAAGGAUCAUACACUUGUUCAUGUAAAACUGGUUGGACGCUUUCAAAUGAUAAAUUUACUUGUGUUGACAUAAAUGAAUGCUCAACAUCAAAUGGCGGAUGUGCUCACACAUGCACGAAUACAGAUGGUUCUAGAACUUGUUCAUGUAGAUCAGGCUAUCAGCAGCAGAGCAACACAGAUUGUCUGGAUAUUAAUGAAUGUCUUUCCGGAAACCAUGGUUGCACUCAAAAGUGUAAGAAUAUAGAUGGAAGUUAUGAAUGUGAAUGCCAAUCAGGUUUUACAUUAGCUCCUGAUGGUAGGAAUUGUACGGUUGACAAGGCGUGUGACAGUGGGCAUGGCUGCAAUCAACUAUGCGCGAAAAUUAAUAAUGUUGCUACUUGCCUUUGUAAAAAUUCUUUUUACGUAUUGGACUCAACUAAUAAAACUUGUGUGAGUGUAGAUGAAUGCAAAACAAAUCCCUGCAUAGGUAAUGCAACAUGCACUGAUAAAGAUGAAGGAUUUACUUGCUCUUGUAUAAAUGGAUACAAAUUGAACGCUGAUCAAGUUAGUUGUAAGGAUAGAGAUGGAAACUACACGGAAUGGUCAGAGUGGACAACUUGUACUAAAACAUGCGGAAGUGGGACAAGAUUAAGAAAUAGAACAUGUACAAAUCCUACUCCUGAAGCAAAGGGUUUAGACUGUUUUGCAUAUGGCGGCAGCUUUGAAAUGGGUGACUGUAAUACGAAUAGAUGUCCCAUAUCCGAAAUAGAACUUAGCAAUGGAGUAGUUAUGCGAAUAAAUUCUUCUAUUACUAAGCAAAAUUACCUAUCAGCUCACUCUAUAGUUGGAGAGAAAGUGUCAACUGCUGUAACGAAUAAUUGCCAAACUAAUUUCACUCAAUGCUGUGGUAUAUUUGGAUCAAGGAAACAAAUGAACAAAACGUUAUCUUAUAUCGAAGCUGCGGAUGUAAAGAUUGGUACAGGUUACCCAUUAAAGAACGGAAAAAUACUCGAAGUGCUACUCAUAAUUGUAGCUAAUAAAUCAUCAGAACUUUGUCAGGAUAUAGAUAUAACACCGGCAGCAAGAAGACGAAGAGGAGUUCCUUCGAUAGGACCUUUAGAAAUAGCCUUGCCUCAGUCACUUCUUGAAGAUAUCUUAAAUUCGGAUGCUGUAAGGAAGGCUAUCGCAACUGAAUUGUCAACAAAAUUUAAUGUAGAAGUGAAUAUAUUACAAUCAGCAAAGCCAACUCAAGUAACAACUGCUGCUCCGAUUGCUACAACUACAGGUAUUCAGACAAAACCAGAAGAAUCUGAGAAAAAAUGGGUUAUACCAGUUGCAGUCGUCUGUGCGAUAAUAGGAGUAGCAAUAAUUGUUGUUAUUAUUGUUAUAGUUGUUAAAAAGCCAACAAAAGUAGUUGAUAGCUCACAAUCGCGGUCGCCUACACAAGUACAAGUACAAGGAAAUUAAUAUACAUAUAUAUAUAUAUAUAUAUGAAGCUAUGAAAGCGAAAUGAAAUUUCUAAAGUAAAAUAUUUUAUUGAAUGAAUGAUUUGUUCUAUUAUCAGUAGAAUGCUAAAUCUAUUUAAAGAUUUAUCAACGAAUUCUUGACUAUUGUCUCACUCUUUCAAUAGUAUAAAAGAAGAAAGUUAAGGAAAUUCUCACUUGAAUUUUUCAAUCUUUGACGACAACUUGCUUUUGACAAUAAACAGUAUAAUUUUUAUCACAGUUGCAACGAUCGAUUUACAUUAUUGGUUUUAUAAUACAAUUCCUAUAAUGAC